AAGAAUCAUUAAUUAUUGGAGUUUAGUGCACAUAAAUGUAUUUUUUAUAAUGAUAUCCAGAAAGCACAUAGGUGAAUGAUUCUGUUUCUCUGCUAAGUCAUAUUCCAAAAUUGUUCUGGAAUUGUAGUUUCCUCAGUGACGACCUGUGAGCUAUGCAGAUUUGUAAUGUAUUUUUUGUAUGCAUCACAUGCUCAUACAUUUUUUGCAUUUCUUGCAGAUAAACCAUGUUUCAGAUUAAGAAGAUUUGCUGCAUUGGUGCAGGCUAUGUUGGGGGUCCAACAUGCAGCGUGAUUGCCCAAAUGUGCCCUGAUAUCAAAGUGACGGUGGUUGAUGUGAAUGAAGCAAGGAUCAAUGCAUGGAAUUCAGACACACUCCCAAUUUAUGAGCCUGGGUUGAAAGAAGUAGUGGAGUCCUGCAGAGGCAAGAACCUGUUUUACUGCACAGAUAUAGACGGAGCAAUACAGGAAGCUGACCUUGUGUUUAUCUCUGUCAACACUCCAACCAAAACUUAUGGCAUGGGAAAAGGCCGGGCAGCGGAUCUUAAAUAUAUCGAAGCCUGUGCCAGAAGGAUUGUCCAAAAUUCAAACGGUUACAAAAUUGUAACUGAGAAGAGCACCGUGCCAGUACGAGCUGCAGAGAGCAUUCGGCGGAUAUUUGAUGCCAACACAAAGCCUGAUUUAAAUUUACAGGUGCUGUCUAACCCAGAAUUCCUUGCAGAGGGAACUGCUAUCAAGGAUCUGAAAAACCCAGACAGGGUGUUAAUUGGUGGAGAUGAGACACCUGAGGGUCAAAAAGCCGUGCGUGCUCUAUGUGACGUUUAUCAGCACUGGGUUCCCUCAGAAAAAAUUAUUACAACCAAUACUUGGUCAUCCGAAUUAUCAAAAUUGGCAGCCAAUGCUUUCCUUGCCCAGAGAAUCAGCAGUAUUAACUCCAUUAGUGCCCUUUGUGAGGCCACGGGAGCAGAUGUGGAGGAAGUUGCUAGAGCUAUUGGAAUGGACCAGAGAAUCGGAAACAAGUUCCUUAAAGCUAGCGUUGGAUUUGGUGGUAGCUGUUUCCAGAAAGAUGUCUUGAACCUGGUGUAUUUGUGUGAAGUUUUGAACCUGCAUGAAGUGGCGAGAUACUGGCAACAGGUGAUUGAUAUGAAUGAUUAUCAGAGAAGAAGGUUUACAACAAGGAUUAUCGAUUGCCUGUUUAAUACUGUAGCAGACAAGAAGAUCGCUCUUCUUGGGUUUGCAUUUAAGAAAGACACUGGUGAUACAAGAGAGUCUUCCAGUAUCUACAUUAGCAAAUACCUCAUGGAUGAAGGUGCAAAGCUGCAUAUUUACGAUCCAAAAGUUCCAAGGGAGCAAAUAAUAAUGGACCUGUCCCAACCUGGAGUUGCACCAGAUGACCGAGUGUCCCAGCUGGUCCACAUUUCUACAGAUUUAUAUCAAGCCUGUGAGGAUGCUCAUGCUAUUGUGAUCUGCACUGAAUGGGAUAUGUUCAAGGAGCUGGACUUUAAUCGAAUCCACAGGAUGAUGUUGAAGCCAGCCUUUAUUUUUGAUGGGAGACGUGUUCUCGAUGAACUUCACGGAGAGCUGCAAAAUAUUGGCUUCCAGGUGGAAACCAUUGGCAAAAAGGUUGCAUCCAAGAGAAUCCCAUUUACGCCUACAGCAGAUAUUCCCAAAUUCAGUUUGCAGGAUCUGCCUCAUAAGAAACAAAGAGUGUAACUGCUACUGAAGAAUAAGGGACAGAUGAAAUGGGAAAACUCCUGGAAUGCCUGCCCACUUUAACCAUAAAAUGGUUUGACCCCUUUAACUCUGGGGAGGGGACCCAGCACAAAACACAAAGCACACGGUUAAAUUUCAGCAACUGCUGCCUAGAUCCCUUACUGUUUUUUUAUUGGUCAGAGAACACUCUGCAACACGAUCAAAUGGCUUCAAAUUGACAAGCUAAUUUAUUUGUAAAUACAUCUUUUUCAAGCUACAUUUAAACAUUCUUGGGAAGUGUUUAAAAUUUUUUAUGAAGACCAAAUAAACCUUGCAUGAAACA
This is a messenger RNA of Xenopus laevis (African clawed frog), 2031 nucleotides long. It is a transcript of the gene ugdh.L, whose product is annotated as UDP-glucose 6-dehydrogenase L homeolog. Gene Ontology annotation, biological process: glycosaminoglycan biosynthetic process; UDP-glucuronate biosynthetic process. The record is from RefSeq and is marked provisional. Lineage: Eukaryota; Metazoa; Chordata; Amphibia; Anura; Pipidae. Gene Ontology annotation, cellular component: nucleus. Gene Ontology annotation, molecular function: NAD binding; UDP-glucose 6-dehydrogenase activity; oxidoreductase activity, acting on the CH-OH group of donors, NAD or NADP as acceptor.